AUGGCUCAAAACGAAAUAAUGGUGGCAGCUCAGGAAAUACAAGCUGUGGAAGGAAGAAGUGUUAGCCUACCAUGUGACGUAACUCCACCAGGCCAUGACAAGGUUUAUAUGGUGUUCUGGUUUCAACAUGGUUCUGGGUAUCCCAUAUACAGUUUUGAUGUUCGAGGCAAACCCAUGUCCUUGGCGCGCCACUGGUCAGCACCGGAAGUGUUCGGCACUAGAGCCUACUUCCGGACUGUCUCCGAGCCUGCGCAAUUGGUUAUCGAAGACAUUAAACGACAUGACGAGGGAAUCUACAGAUGCAGGGUAGACUUCAGGAAUGCACAAACUCGCAGUGUUAGAUACAACCUAACAGUGAUUGUGCCUCCUGAACAGCCAAUCAUCAUCGACAAAUGGACGCACAUAUUAAACGGCUCACUAGGACCCCACGAGGUUGGUGAUGACAUCCAUUUAAAAUGCAGAACAGUUGGUGGUCAUCCACAACCAACCGUAAGAUGGUUAGUCAAUGGCGUGGUGGUGGACGACGAAUAUGAGAAGAACGCCGGUGACGUCAUCGAAAACAAACUCACCUGGCCGUCGGUUUCCAGAAAGGAUCUGGACGCCAUCUUUACUUGUCAGGCUGAGAAUACCAAGCUGACAGAACCCAGAGAAGCUACUGUUCUUCUUGACUUAAUACUAAAACCAUUAACGGUGAAUAUACUGAAAACAGAGAGUCCUUUAGUUGCUGACAAAAGAUACGAGGUAUCAUGUGAAUCUGCAGGAUCGAGACCACCCGCUAUAAUAACGUGGUACAAAGGAAAAAGACAGCUGCGUAGAACAAAGGAGGAAACAACAGAAAACGUGACAAUUAGCGAAUUAAGCUUCGUACCGACGACGGAAGACGACGGGAAAUCCAUAACCUGCCGGGCGGAAAACCCCAACGUCACCGGUCUGUUCCUGGAAACUUCCUGGAAAAUUGAUGUUGUUUAUCCACCAAUAGUCGACCUCAGUCUCGGUACGACUUUGAAUCCGGACGACAUCAAGGAAGGCGAUGACGUGUACUUUGAAUGCAAAGUAAGAGCCAAUCCACACUGGAGACGCUUGACUUGGCUUCAUAACGACCUCGUGCUGCCCCACAACAUGUCUAGUCGCAUCAUUCACAGCAAUCAGAGCCUGGUGCUGCAGAAAGUGACGCGACAGAACGCGGGAGUGUACAAAUGUUCGGUAGUGAAUUCCGAAGGCGAGACCGUCAGCGACGAGCUCCAUUUUAGAGUGCAGUACGCUCCAACUUGUAAAUACGACAAAGUCAUCGUUGUGGGGGCUUCACGUGGAGAAAGCGUCGAUGUUGUAUGUGAAAUUGAAUCCGACCCUCCCGCAAAAAGUUAUAAAUGGAAAUUCAACAACUCGGGAGAAACUCUGGAACUGGAACAGGAACGAUUUUCCAGAACGAGUAACGGCAGCGUCAGUAUACUCAAGUACACCCCCAUAACGGAGCUGGAUUAUGGAUCUUUAUCUUGUUGGGCCACGAACAUCGUAGGAAGCCAAAUUAAUCCGUGUGUCUUUCAAGUCGUUGCUGCGGGAAAACCAUUCCCUGUCAAAAACUGCACCCUAACCAACCAAACAAGCAGUUCCAUCGAAGUCUACUGCUUGGCUGGUUUCGACGGAGGUUUACCCCAACAUUUCGUCUUAGAGCUCUACUCUACCAAGUCUGCACUGCCCAGAUACAACAUCACUUCCUACUCUGAACCGUAUUUCUUUUUGGACAACCUCGAACCUGACGUCACGUUCAGGAUUGUCGUUUUUGCUGUCAAUUCUAAAGGGAAGAGUGGCGGUCUUGUGUUGGAAGAGAUAACAUUUCGGGAUGCUGAAAAAAGAACUGCCACAGAAAAGGAUAUGAAAAUAUCGCCAGUGCUUGGCGUGCUUAUGGGAGCCACCGUCACAAUCACCAUAGUGAUCGUUGCUAUCGUAGUGCACGUGAGGAAACGAAAAAAUCGUCCGGAGGUGGCUCUGGAAGAAAAAAUAUCUGGAAUACCUAGUCACUGCAACACCAUGUCGUCUACUAAACCUUUGUUGAGGAGUGCGUCUCCUAGGGAUACUGAUGAAAAGGAUCCUGAUGUAAUACCAGCAAAAUAUGGGGCAGCUGAAACGGAUGACCACAGUGCUCUGGCAGCACUCAACUCAUCUUCGCACAUACCUCUGCAUAGCGAACUCAGCUAUCACGCAGAGACAGCCAGUUCUAAUGUCCAAUGGGGUGGAUCUCCCAGUCUGAUAUCAUUAAAACAAGUCUCAGAGACAUGUUUGUAUCGGCCUGUUUUGUUCCAGUACCAUCAGUACAGCAAUCCAGCAGCGAUGGUGGGCACGUUCCCAAGGGACUCCAGACCCAAAGACCUAUGCUUAACCAACGGCAACUCCAGGUCUUCUGAUUUGGAAUUGAACGGACUGGCCAUCAAGGAAAGGCUCAUGGCCAGCAGAUUGCCUGAAAGCUGCGUCUAAAAGUUUCCACCGAUUGUUUUCCUCGUAAAGAAGAUGAAAAAUCACGGAGAAAAUGGAAAAAUGAUUGUAGAUUGGUGAAAAACUUUCCUGCCGUCCAAGAAAGUGCGUGUGCUUGUGUUUUUUGUAACUAAAUAUUUAUCCCUGUUUCUACAGAAAAAAUCUCUACGAACGACAGAACGUUUGACAGUGCCAUAAAUAGUUCCAGGUAAAGUUUAUCCAACGAGUCAGGGAAAAUUUUGCUGAUGACACCUAAAAUAAGACAGAAAAUACAAUUUAGCUCUGACUUAAAAUGACAGACAUCUUUCACUGUCAUGUAUUUUCUCGUUGGGCGGAUAUGUAUAUUGCGUCAGUUAUUAACAUGGAUCUGAAAA
Molecule: messenger RNA, 2843 nt
Organism: Sitophilus oryzae (rice weevil)
Lineage: Eukaryota; Metazoa; Arthropoda; Insecta; Coleoptera; Curculionidae
Product: nephrin-like
Exons: 14
Coding region: 1-2472 (823 amino acids)
Molecular function (GO): protein binding
Source: RefSeq, a predicted model, not a curated record